AUGAGUUUCGAUGACAUCAAGCAAAUAGAACAAGUCGACUUUGAUUCUACAACAAAUCAAAAAGCUUUAAUAAUCUAUUACUCCCGUAACGGGCACUCCGAGAAAAUAGCCAACGACCUCCACGCUGCCAUCCCAUCGGACAUUGUGCAGAUCCAAGAAAAGGAUGGGAUGAACAGAAGUAGUUAUACAAAUUACUUUACAAGUUUCUCCGAGUCUUAUUUGGGCUAUGACUACUCGUCUUACCUCAAGACAGACAACCUUGCUAAUAUUGCCAAAUACGCCGCACUCGUUUUUGUUGGGCCUGUGUGGUGCUGGGACCUUUGCGCUCCACUGAAAAACGCUUGUAAAGAGGUUCUGAAAACUGUGAAACCAACACAACACGUUUUCGUCGCUUUAAGUCUUGGGGGCGCUGGAGAUAAAGGGAGCUUUGAAGUGCUUAAACAGAUGUUUAAUGGCAAGGCAAUUGUACACGACGAUUAUUUGAGUUGUGUUGAGAGCGCAUAUGCAUCUGGCGCACUGAAAGAGAAAUUUGACUCAUUCGUUAAAAGGGUGUUAAAAGCAGUAGAAAAGUGGUAA
Entamoeba invadens IP1 is the source of this 576-nucleotide messenger RNA. RefSeq lists its product as hypothetical. The record is from RefSeq and is a predicted model, not a curated record. NCBI's taxonomy places the organism in Eukaryota, Evosea, Mastigamoebida, Endamoebidae. The transcript has a single exon. Bases 1 to 576 code for a protein of 191 amino acids.